This is a messenger RNA of Caenorhabditis remanei, 1764 nucleotides long. RefSeq lists its product as uncharacterized. NCBI's taxonomy places the organism in Eukaryota, Metazoa, Nematoda, Chromadorea, Rhabditida, Rhabditidae. The transcript has 8 exons. The record is from RefSeq and is a predicted model, not a curated record. Bases 1 to 1764 code for a protein of 587 amino acids.
AUGGAUGACGAUGUUUUCUUUCAACCACGCGAGAAGCGAGAAUCAUUCGAAUAUCCUUCAAGAGAAACACGAGUCGAUCGAGACCCUACAACAUCGACCAGAACCUUUUUUCCAAAUAAAACAGAAAAUGAAUCGCAAGAUGAAGAAUCGGUAGUGGAUGAAGAAAGUACCGCUGGUGAAUCUAGUGAGGAAAGUUUAAGCGAUGAAGACGAUACGGAUGAAGAGGAAGAGAAGAAAUUUGAAAAAGAGGAGAAAGAAGAAACCGACGAAAAAAGAUUGGUGUCCCGUGUAGAAAAAUCUAUAAAAAUAGAAGUUCAAGGCUCCUGUGAAACUGCGAUCCCUCUGAAACAAUCGAAGGCGCAAACGACUUUCACAGAAUCAGAAAAACCGAGUGUUGCGGGUACUCCGAGAAUUUCAAAAAAAUCAGUGGCUCCUGCCAGAUGUUUGAAUGCAAUCAAAGCUGAGCUUUCACAAAUUGAUGAAGUUCGACAUGGCAUACUUGUUCCGAAACUUUUUCUGAAUACACAAAGCAGAUCGAAUAAUGCAGUGUUAGCUAUAAAAAAAGAGCCCGGAACUGAAAAUCACACAAAUUCUAGUACACCUACUAUAACUAACGGUAGUUCUUUUUUGGCUCCGCAAUUAACUACAGAGAUUCAUGUACCAAAUUCUUCUAUAAUUGGUUUUAAAAAUAUGAUAACAAUGAAAGACCAUCCGAAGACUCCACCAAGUUCAUCCCGGCUGUCAACACCUAGACAAACGGGCGAAACAAAACAUAUCAAAAGCGUCCUGGGUGAAGAACCUCUCAAAGAGAUUAAUCCCAGCGAUAAUUCAUCGCGAGAAUCUGUCACUGUAAAACAUCAGCAAAUACUAUCGAAUAAUCACCACAAAAAGAACGUAGUAGAGUUAGCGGUACCUGAUGAACAACAUACUGAUUUGUCGGCUAUGGCCCUAUCUGAAAGACCGAAAAGAAAAAUAAAACCAACGGAGAAAGUAGCUACACUGGCCAGUAUUCAUCAUUCAAUAGAUCAUAAUCUUACGAUAGAGAAUAAUUCGAAAAAGCAGGAACGUUGCACAAACGGGAAAAGACAAAAUAGGAGAAGCAGUCCGUAUUGCAAGCAUUGUGAACUGAUCGCGGAAGAAAAAAGAAGAGCUAAAAAUGAAUCGAAGGUCAAGAACGCACUAGAGACAAACGCUUCUAUGACUUCAACUCUAGGCGUGAGUGAGCCGGUCGGUUCGAAACCGAAAGCUCUCAAAGACCAACCAACUAGAAACAGUGGGGGAAGGGAAGGCGUGAAUGCACCAAAACGGCUGUCAACUCAAAGUAAGCGACCUUCAGGAACUGUGGCAUCAAACGAACCUGAAAAGAAGAAACAAAAGUUGAUCGAUUCGGAUCUCCUGUCGAUACCAUCAUCAUUAGCCAUCAUCGUGGACACUGAACUAAUAGCUGCUGAAAACCCAUCUUUGGAUUCGUCUAAUAUCCCGAAGUUUUCCGAAAACGGCCCAACAGUGUCGAUUUGGGAGUCCACAGUCGAUAUUCAAUGGAUAAAAGAUGUCAAAAUUGCUCGAGGUAAGACGAAGAACCGUCAGUUUUUUGGAGUUCCAGUGGCAGAGUAUCCAACAGACAUACCAGUUAUAAACUUCUGGGUAGAUAAUCUUUUCCGUGAAGAAACCACGAAAGAUCGGUUUGCAACUGACUAUAGACGAUAUAUGGCCCAAGGUAGCAAAGCAAGAAAAGAUGGAAAAGCAGGAUACGAAAUUCGUUGA